Messenger RNA from Danio aesculapii, 1092 nucleotides. RefSeq lists its product as uncharacterized. Lineage: Eukaryota; Metazoa; Chordata; Actinopteri; Cypriniformes; Danionidae. The record is from RefSeq and is a predicted model, not a curated record. The transcript is spliced from 8 exons. The coding region runs from base 1 to 1092 and encodes 363 amino acids. Gene Ontology annotation, cellular component: external side of plasma membrane. Gene Ontology annotation, biological process: immune response; T cell costimulation; positive regulation of T cell proliferation.
AUGAUCUGCCAGUUGGGAUUCGCUGUGCUGGGUUCCUCUAGUCCUCUUGUCGCUCCUCUGGGAUCUUCAGUGGUUUUGCCCUGUUUUGCUUCUGAACUUUUACCAGCGGAGGGUCUGAAGGUGGAAUGGAGACGAGCAGACUCAAAUAAUCUGGUUCAUCUGUUCAUCCAUGGUAAAAGUCGAGCAGAGGAGCAGCAUCAGGAUUAUCAUCAAAGAGCUCAUUUCAUUACUGAGGAGAUUCAGCAUGGAGUUUACUCUCUCCGUCUGGAUGAUCUGAGAGUUGAAGAUAAAGGGCUGUACAGAUGCAAAGUGUACAGUCAGCAGGAUGCUGGUGAAACUCUGGUUGAAAUUAAAGUCGUUGAGUAUUUGAGUGUGUCAGGAUCUGCCGGUCCAGUUUCUGCAUCUGUGGGUGAAGACGUCACUCUCAGCUGCGCUGUAAAGUCUCACGUCCCUCCUGAAGAGAUUGAACAGGUCUCAUGGAGAAAAACAGAUAAAGACCUCCAGCUUCUGCUUUUUGAGAAGAACGCACUGAUUUCUGGAGAUGAGCAGUACAGAGAGCGCGUGGAGUUUUUCUCCUCUGAAAUCCUGAAAGGAAACUUCUCUGUCAGACUGAGGAGCAUCAGAACUGAAGACGCAGGAGUUUACAUAUGUCUCGUCAAGACUGGAGGAGUUUCAGCAAACACCACUGUCAUUAUAAAAACACACAGUUUGUCUGAUUUCCACACACUGAUCUUGUUUCUGUGUGUCGCUGCGUCUGGAUCUGCUCUGCUGCUCUGCUUUCUCAUCUAUUGCAGAUCACAAUCUAACUGCACAGUCAAGUGUCUUCAGAUGUGCCUCAUCUUACUUCCAAACAUCAUGAUGUUCGCUGCUGUCAUUCUCUGGGGUCUUUCUGGAGGUUUUGGGCAUGAGACUGUUGCUUGUUCUGCUCUGUUUUUACUGAGACCUAACAUGCUGUUUAGAGCCGGACCAUACGGAUCUCAAGUGAAUGGUGAGCGUGUGCUGGGUGAUCUGAGAAUUGUUCUCUUUGCAUCUGAAAGUGUCUUCGCUUCAGCUCUGCUGGUUUUACAGAUAGCUGCACCUGGAUUUGUGUAA